This is a messenger RNA of Crotalus tigris (Tiger rattlesnake), 4570 nucleotides long. It is a transcript of the gene PRDM5, whose product is annotated as PR/SET domain 5. Gene Ontology annotation, molecular function: RNA polymerase II cis-regulatory region sequence-specific DNA binding; protein binding; DNA-binding transcription activator activity, RNA polymerase II-specific. Gene Ontology annotation, cellular component: nucleus. NCBI's taxonomy places the organism in Eukaryota, Metazoa, Chordata, Lepidosauria, Squamata, Viperidae. Bases 148 to 2151 code for a protein of 667 amino acids. The transcript has 17 exons. The record is from RefSeq and is a predicted model, not a curated record. Gene Ontology annotation, biological process: regulation of transcription by RNA polymerase II; negative regulation of DNA-templated transcription.
UGGAGCCGGGGGGGGGGGGGUAUUCUAGCAGCUGGAGCUCCUUCAUGGGUUCUCCUGUAUCCCCCUUUCCUUUGCCACUGCAAUGCCUCUCGAUUAGCCCACAGAGGGAGGUGGUUACACUCCCUUCUUCUCUACAGGUAGGGCAGAAUGCUGGGCAUGUACGUGCCGGACAGGUUCGCCCUGAAGUCAUCUAAAAUUCAAGACGGGAUGGGGCUCUUUACGGCCCGCAGAGUGAAAAAGGGUGAAAAGUUUGGACCAUUUGCAGGAGAAAAGCGAAUGCCACAGGAACUGGAUGAAAACACAGACUGCAGGCUAAUGUGGGAGGUUCGUGGAAAGAAAGGUGAAGUGCUUUAUGUUCUGGAUGCUAGCAAUCCAAGGCAUUCUAACUGGUUGCGUUUUGUACAUGAAGCACCAUCUCAAGAACAAAAGAAUCUGGCAGCUAUCCAGGAAGGAGAAAACAUUUUCUAUCUAGCUGUUGAGGAUAUUGAAACAGAUACCGAACUUUUGAUUGGUUAUCUUGAUAGUGAUAUGGAAGAAGUGGAGGAAGACGAUGAAGAGGAAACCAUUAUUAACCAGGAAGAAGAGGAUAGCAACAACAACAGUAACGGUACUCAUAAGGAUUUGCAGCAAACUAAUGAAAAAGAUUGUUCUACCUGUAAAGAGGACCAUGCUUGUCCAAACUGUGAAUCCAGUUUUGCAAGCCAGGAAAUAUUAGCUGAACACCUUCAGACACUGCAUCAAAAACCCAGUGAAGAAAAAGAAUUCAAAUGCAGGAAUUGUGGAAAGAAAUUCCCAGUAAAGCAAGCUUUACAGAGGCAUGUCCUUCAGUGCACAGAAAAUGUGAAUCCAGGAAAUUAUUCAAGAAGUUUUCAGUGUUCUGUUUGCAACAUAUCCUUCAGCUCAGAAUUGAGUUUUGAACAACACAAAGAAGCCUGCCGAGGUGAUGCUAGGUUCGUAUGCAAGGCUGAAAGCUGUGGGAAGAGGUUCAAGAGUAAGGAUGCCUUGAAAAAGCACAAGGAAAAUGUUCACACUGGUAACUCUAGGAAGAGGCUGAUGUGCUCAGUAUGUAAUAAGAGGUGCUCUUCAGCCGCAAAUCUUCAAGAGCAUCGAAAGGUUCAUGAAAUAGUGGAGUGUCAAGAAUGUGACAAGAAAUUUAUUUCAGCUAAUCAGCUAAAACGUCAUAUGAUAACUCACUCAGAAAAACGCCCUUACACCUGCGAGGUUUGCAAUAAGUCCUUCAAACGACUUGAUCAAGUGACUGCACACAAAAUAAUACACAGUGAAGAUAAACCCUAUAAAUGCAAGCUUUGUGGAAAGGGAUUUGCCCACAGAAAUGUUUACAAGAAUCACAAGAAGGUACAGCACAAUCAGCAGCAGUGCAAGCUUCCCCACAGCAAAGUCUCAUCCAAAUGUCUCAGCCCUGUUCUGGAGGAUACACCAGUUGAGACACAUUCUGAAGAAAGACCAUUUCAGUGUGAGGAAUGUAAAGCUCUAUUCCGAACACCAUUCUCUCUACAAAGACAUCUUCUGAUUCAUAAUAGUGAAAGAACAUUUAAGUGUGAUCACUGUGAUGCUACAUUCAAACGGAAGGAUACUUUGAAUGUUCACAUACAAGUUGUUCAUGAUGGCCAUAAGAAAUAUAAAUGUGAUCUUUGUGACAAAGCCUUCGUAACACCAUCUGUUUUAAAGAGCCAUAAAAAAACUCACACAGGUGAAAAAGAGAAGAUUUGUCCAUACUGUGGGCAGAAGUUUGCAAGUAAUGGAACUCUGAGAGUACAUAUUCGAAGUCACACAGGUGAACGCCCUUAUCAGUGUCCUUACUGUGACAAAGCUUUCAGCAAGAAUGAUGGAUUAAAAAUGCACAUCCGUACCCAUACAAGAGAAAAGCCUUACCAGUGUUCUGAGUGCAACAAGGCUUUCAGUCAGAAACGUGGCCUGGAUGAACACAUGAGGACACACACAGGAGAGAAGCCAUUCCAAUGUGAUGUUUGCGAUUUGUCAUUCAGCCUCAAGAAAAUGCUAAUCCGGCACAAGCUGACUCACAAUCCCAAUCGGCCCAUGGCUGAAUGCCAGCUAUGCCACAAAAAGUUUACAAGAAAUGACUACCUCAAAGUACACAUGGAAAAUGUCCAUGGGGAAACUGACAGCUAAUUUUGGCUUAAACAAGACAGUGUGUAGUGUUUUCAUUGCAUGCUUCUAACUCCAGAGUUCAGUCAGAUCAGUAAAUACACUAUAUAGACAGUAUAUUUAAAAAAGUGCUCAUGUAGACACUUCUUUUCUUGGAUUUUCUAUGCAAAGUAAAAGUACUAUAUGUUCAGUUGAAGUGGGAAUGAAAAUAAUUCAUGUCAUGGUGAAUCAAAACAUUUUUAAUUGGGAAGAUUAUUACUAAAAUAUGUUGUAAUUCUAUUAUAAUUAAUAUUUUUUUCUCUAUUUUGAUAUAGUAAAACUUUAAUUCAGUCAUAGGCACACGGCUUAGGGUAAGGUCAGUUACUUUCAAUAUUUAGCAUUUACCUACAUUUCUCAAUAGAAUAUAUAUUUUUAGCUAUACGUGCAGGGAAGGAAUGGUAUAGCUUUGAUUCUUAUUUUGAGAAAAGCAACGCUUAUUUCCCAUUAUCUCAUCCAUUCCACAUUCAUUCUGUAGAAUAAGCAACAGGAUUUUAUUGAAAGCACAGGAUUUUCAGCAUGAUAUGGUUUUGAAAGAAGACAACUUAAGGUUAGGACAGAUCUGGUCAAAUGCAUACCUGUUAGAAAAUUGGUUAGUACUGCUCUGUUUGGGCAUCUGCUUUCCUUGAAGGGGAAGGCUGUGAUGGACAAAAGUCAAAUCUAUGUUUACAGAUGCCCCAUUUGAAACCUCUGCAAGCCCUUCUCUUUUGGGCCACUUAGUAUCCAUACCAAAGAUUAAAAUCACACGAUGAUCAUGAUCAACAGACUGAGAUGCAAUAUCUCCAGAGUAUCUCUUGGCUGCUACAAAAUGUUCCUGUUUGUUUGCUCAUGCUUUAAUCUGCUUAAGGGAAUAGGGGCAUAGAUAUCAGUUCUUUGUCCUGAUUCUAGUAUAAAUUCACUGGAAAAUCCUAAGAUAGCUUUUCUCAAUUUGGCACUCUCAAAUUUGUUGGAUUAAAGUAGGGAAUGUUGUUAACUAUGAAUUCUGGGAAUUGUAGCAUAAUACAUUAGAAAAUUCAGAUUAAGAAUGAUUUGUCUAAACAUUUCCCCAUUACAACUAUUCCUGUUCAGCAAAGUUUUUUUAAAUGGCCUGGGUUGAUUGACUCUGCAGACAUUUCAGAAAUAUAAAACUGGAGCUGUGAGGCACUUAAAUUUGAUUUGAAUUUUUUUACUCUGGGCAUAUGGUGCAAAUGUACUAACUGUAUAAAAUUCUUAAGAGCAGACAAAUAUGUUUCAAGAAAAAGACAGAUAUACAAUCCUGGAAAAAAAUGCAGCUGGUUUAAAAAGUUGAAGACAACAUUUGUGCCACCAAACACUGUGGAGCAGUUUUUUGGUACUGAUGCUAAAGCACUGCAUAGUUCUGAUAGAGGAUAUAUUGUAUUCUGUGUUUGCAUCUGAUAGGUUGGUUUCACAAUGCAAGAAAUUCUUAAUAAAAUUGUGACUAGGAUCAAUUGACUUUUAUUCAACUAGUCAGCAUGAUUUUUCAAGCAACACUUGCUAUUAUAUGUUAAUGAACUCUGAAUUUAUAUCAAAAUUAGAAUAUAUUUCAAACAGCGCUCUCUUAUCAUAGCAUUCCAAGGGAGAUUUACAAUCUUCACUGUUCGAAUAUGACUGGAAUUACAAUAUUGAUUGUUACUGGACACUGCAAAGCAAAAGCAGUCCUAAGAAAGAUCUGUGUUAACAUACAGCAUUAGUGCUAAUAAAAUAUUUGUAAAUGUUAAAUGAAAACUUAAUCUCAGAAUAUUAUCCAACAUUUGAUUAAACCAAGGAAUAUAUAAUUAUAUUGCUAGGAUUUUUUUUAGCCUAAAUGAAUUUGUGCAAUUUUGAAUAAGACUUGUGAAAUAAAUUUCUCAUACCUGUAAAAAAAAAAACCCUACUAUUAUGAAGACUAAAAGUGAGUUAAAAAUAAUCUGUUAACAUUAUUACCUCUUAACAUUAGUUCCUCUUAAUUAGCAGAGUAAUUCCUUGAAUUCUCAUGUGUGGAUAAGAGUGUAGAGUUUGCAUGAAAAGACGAUUCAUGAUUGAAAAUAAAAGAUACCAACCUAUAUUCUCUAAAGAAAACAAAUCUGUUUUUAUACAACAUAACCCAUGUGCUUUCUUUCAUACCUAUAUUUAAUGUCUUAACAGUACUAGUGCUUGGCUAUAGCAAAUCUUCUGUAUCCAUACAGAUACAGAAAAAAAUCUGUAUUAACAUCCACAUUUAAUUUGAUGCAGGAUAAAUAUUUCUACUAUGCUUGUUCUGAAACACUUAGCUCUCCCUGACUCUAAAUAAUUAUUUCAGAACUAGCUCUACGGUUGCUGUGGCUCAGUCUGGUUAAAUGGAAAAGAAAGAAAAGAGAAAGCGCACAUUUGUAAUAUGUUUAAUUUCACAAUGCUUGUGGGUAUACAAUAUUUUUUGUUGUUCCAUUGU